CUGCAUUGCAGGGGGUCGGACUGGAUGGCCCUUGGGGUCUCUUCCAACUCUAUGACUCCAUGACCUGGGAGCCCGCCUCCCACAAGCCAGCCCUGCAGGACUCACGGGGGGAUGGGGGCCCUCCCUUUGGGCCGGUGGGCCGGAAUCUCUAGUGAAGUUCCCCCAGCCGCCCCCUUCACUGGUUCCCCGACUUGGCUCCAGUGGGGCUUCCCCGGGAAGCCAAGGAGCUCGGCCACACGUGGGGCCUUUGGCAGCCCCUCCCGGCAGUGCCGGGGGCUGCAGUCUUCUGGGCAUUCUCUUUGGGGAGUCCUUCUCAGCCCCACCCCGAGCUCCCCUGCCAGGGACCCCCAGGGCUCCACUGGAGGAUGCUGUCGGAGAGGAGCAAAGCUGGCCUUUGGUUCGCCGGAGUGGGCAUGCACAGAGGCAGGCGUGCAGGUCAGUUUCUGCAGCACACACACACACCCUUCGCCAAUGAUGUGGUCUUUGCUCUUGAGCACUUUGCUGAUGUUCCUCUCUGGGUCUCUGCAGACCUGGGAGCUGAAGGUCACCAGGAAGCAGGAAAACCAGACUGUGGUGGAGCUGAGAGGGCGUCAAGGACAGGCUCUCCUGGUGGCUCCUGACGGCUCCGUCCGGUGUGCUCAGCCCGCGUCAGAAAAGCAGGAGCCUUUCCUCUUGGAGGUGCACCCGAGCGGGGCGUGGACACUCCAGCAGGAGCACAGCGGGAAGUACCUGGAAUCUGAUGGAGAAGAUGUUUUCUGCAUCAGUCGGCGCCUGACCUCCUCCCACAUGUGGAUGCCCCGGCUGGCCAUGCAUGUCCACGUGGUCUUGUUCAACCCAAGUUUGCAACUCUACGCCCGAGCCGAUGCAGAGCUGAAGCGGAUCUGGGUGGACACACCGGUGCCUUACCUGGAGGAGUGCAGCUUCAUCCUGAGGUUCAGGGACGGCGUCUAUCACCUGGAGACCGCCAACCACAAGUUCCUCUCCAGGUCAGAGAAGCUCGUCAAGACGCCGUCUGCAGAGACGGCCUUUCACUUGACCCUGAAGCCAGGAUGCUUGGCCUUCUUUUCCGACAGGCAGGGGCGUGUCCUCUAUCCGCAUGGGAAGCGUGGCCUCCUGUGCCUCGGACACAGCCCCGUGGACAGUGGAGAGUGGUUUGUUGUCCAGAGAUGCCCACAAUGGGUCAGUCUGAGGACUAGAACCAAGAGAUACGUGACCGUCAUACAUGAGAGAAUGCAAGAAUGUGGUGGCCAAUGGCUACUGCGGAGAGCCAGAGACCAACUUCCACGUUCUGUGGCAUUGUGGGAAAAUCUGCCUGAGAGCUUCCAAUGGCUGCUACCUGGGCAGCCUCCCAGUUGGGCUGGUGGCAGCCAGAGCCCUGCAUCCAGGGCCCAACGAGGAGUUCAGUCUGCGCCUGGCCAACCGCUCCUUCGUGUUGCUGCGUGGCCCCUACGGUUACGUGGGUUGUGCUCCUGGCCACAGCGUCUUGCAGUGCAACUUCCUGGAACCAGACUGCAUUGAGCUGCUACCCUGCAAGCACGGCGUCUACCACCUCCAGAGUGAGGAGCCCCCCUCCCCCCCACACCUUUGCAGCUGAUCUCAGUGCAAAAUCCCGGAGCCCUUCCCAGGCUGGGGUGGCUGAUUCUCUGCAGUGGCUUCAUUUCCCCAGAAGCAGCCUGGCAGCCAGGGGGCCUCUGCUCCAGGGCCCUCAAAAGAAGCCCCAAGAGGGGUUUGCUUGUUUGUCGUUGUUUUUGGAGAUGUCCAGCCCCUCUCCUCCUUCCUGCUCCAACUGAAGGGGUGCCCUUGAAAGAACUCCCUGCCCACCAGCAACUCUGGGCUGCAUCAAUAGAUGUAUAGUGUCUAGAUGGAGUGAAGUAAUAGGGCCAUUCUGUCUUGUAUUGGUCACACCUCACUUGGAAUAUUGUGUCCAGUUCCGGGCACCACAAUUCAAGAAGGAUAUUCACAAGCUGGAACGGGUCCAGAGCAGUGCGACCAAAAUGGUAAAAGGUCUGGAAUCCAUAACCUACAAGGGGAGACUCAAGGAGCUGGGUGUGCUUAGUCUGGGAAAGAGAAGGUUAAGGGGUCACAUGGUGGCCAUGUUUAAAUAUUUGAAGGGCUGUCAUGUUGAAGAAGGAGCAAGCUUGUUUUCUGCUGCUCCAGAGACCAGGACCCGGAGUACAGGAAAAGGGAUUUCACCUAAACAUUAGGAAGAACUGCCUGGCAGUCAGGGCUGUUUCAGUCAGGGAAUACGUUGCCUUGGAGAGUGAUGGAAUCUCCUUUGAAGGUUUUUGAACAGAGGCUGGGUGGCCACCUGUCCAGGGUGCUUCGAUUGUGUGUUCUUGCAUGGAGGAGGGGUCUGGACUGAAUGGCCCUUGUGGUCUCUCCCAACUCCAUGAUUCUAAAAGUUGGCCAAAGACCACCACAGGCAGGUAAAGGUGAGGCUAGCAGUGACUUCUCUUUUUCUUCUCAUACCUCGUUUCUCACUGCAGCCCGUGGCAAAAGCUUCUGGUCUUUGACUUCAGAGAAGACCUUUGAGACUGGGGGGAAGUCUGCCUUGAAUUUCUGCUUGGAGAUCCGGGGGAACAACCUUUUGGCUAUCUUGGCCCCCAACGGGUACUACCUGCGA
Sphaerodactylus townsendi is the source of this 2623-nucleotide messenger RNA. RefSeq names its product fascin actin-bundling protein 3 (gene FSCN3). Gene Ontology annotation, biological process: cell migration; establishment or maintenance of cell polarity; actin filament bundle assembly. Lineage: Eukaryota; Metazoa; Chordata; Lepidosauria; Squamata; Sphaerodactylidae. Gene Ontology annotation, cellular component: cell projection membrane; ruffle; microvillus. The transcript is spliced from 3 exons. Bases 112 to 1518 code for a protein of 468 amino acids. The record is from RefSeq and is a predicted model, not a curated record. Gene Ontology annotation, molecular function: actin filament binding; protein-macromolecule adaptor activity.